ACAAGUUGGCGAAGGGAUGCGUCUGCCGUGAUGGCGCUGCAGCUGAGGAACGGGGAUGCGGCGUUUUACCCGAGCGCACAAUUCUGCAGGAAUUACACCUCGUCCGCUGUCACCUUCAACAGCAGCAGCCAUUAUCUGUCCCGUUUGCCAGGUCCAGAGACCAUGUUGAAGCCUGCACUCAGUCUCUUCAGCCAUGCACAGCAGCCUUUUCAACACAUGGACCCUUUGCACCAGCUGGGACCUCCACCGAUGGUGCCUACACAGUCUCUCGGCCCUGCUCCAGUCGGCCAUACUGCAACAAUUGGACCGCCAAAUGUACUUGCUGCCCAGACUCUGGUUCCCCCUCCUAUCACUGCUACUCACACAUUGAGGCCUCCUCCCAUCGCCCCUGUACACAGUUUAGGCCCAUCAAUGGUUCCAGCUCAGCUGCUCGGGCCUCCUUCUUUGUCACACACCUUAGGGCCUCCAUCUCUAGACCCGUCACAAGCAAUGGUGCCUCCCUCCUUUAACCUCACACAACCUCUGGGGCCUCCUCCUUUGAACCAUGCACAUGCGUUGGUUCCCCCUGUGCCUGCUGGAGCCAACAGAUUCCCCUUGUCCUCCCCUCUAAUCCCUAGUCCAGAACUCUCACAACUUCCCCUAGGACUGGACCUCCCCUCAUCUCAUCCCCAGUGUCUAGUCUUAUACCAGGUCCUCUUCCAGGUCAGGCAGCCCCAUGCAAGCGAGCAGCCCCAGGAAGAGGGCUCUCCUCUGGGCAGGGAGGAGGACACUCUUGCUCUGGAAGAACUUUGCAAACCAUUGUACUGUAAACUCUGCAAUGUUACUGUCAACUCAGCUCAGCAGGCACAGGCUCACUACCAGGGGAAGAACCACAGUAAAAAGUUGCGUAAUUUUCGAGCUGGCAGUCAGCAGCCACCAGCCAUCAGGAUCCCUGAAGUCCUCGAGGUAGCUGGACAGACAAACCUCAUCUCAGGAUCCAACGACAGUGAUACUGGAAGCCAGGCGUUGUAUAAAGGGCCCACCCGGGUCAUUUUGGCCACAGAGAAUGACUAUUGCAAGCUGUGUGACGCCUCCUUCAGCUCACUGUUAGUUGCACAGGCUCACUACCAGGGCAAGAACCAUGCAAAGAAACUACGGCUCGCUGAGGCUCAGCAGAUCUCCAAUAACAUGGACUGCUGUAGUGAAGUAAGCCCAAGAAGGAACAAGAAAGAUGGCAGUGAGUACAGACUGGUGAAAAAUCGCCGGAGCCCACAGCUUCCUACCUCCGUGCAAGGCCCAUACUACAACCCCAGACCACGGCAGCGGAUCCCCAGGGAUUUAGCUAUGUGUGUGACCCCCAGCGGACAGUUCUACUGCUCCAUGUGCAACUGCGGCGCUGAACAAGAAACGGACUUCCGUCAGCAUCUGGAAAGCAAGCAACACAAAGCUAAAGUGUCAGAGUUGAGGUACCGCAACGAGAUGGAGAACUUGGGCUACAGCUAAGAGCACAGGGGACAGAAGAAGUGGGACAAAGAAGGAUUGAGGGAACAGCAUUUGACCGAAGUGGUCGAAAAUAUUUGUCGGGGGCAUUUGAGGGAUUAGUGUCAACAUUUAUUUAAAACCCUCAUAAGACAUAAAAUGUUGCAACUUGGUUAGAUCCACCAGGCAAAUUAGAAUAAAAGUGAGCUUUUAUGGUAUGUAGUGAAAUGAUAUAUCUGGUUCACUUGUUUUUUUUUUUUUUUUUUUUUUCUUUUGGUAAAACUCAAGAUCCAGGUAAAUCUAAAGAGGUCUUGUAGCUUCACUUCAACCAAAUGUAGCGUGAUUGGUUGGAUCACAAAGAAAAGUGGCGACACAAGAGACCAAACCAAUCGUGGUCAUCUUCUGUAUGAAUCGGAUCAAAUCCAAAGCACAACCGAGAUCAUGUGGCAGUAAAAUAAAACGGGAGAAAUAAUGUGUUGGCCUUUGCUGACCCUGAGAUGUCCUUUGUAUCAGGCUUAAGGCUUCACCUUGGCUGGCCUUGUUUGUGCCUUCGGUAAUAGGGAAACUUGAGUUAUUAAAAAUAAGCUUUGUCCGACUAUUCUGGCAAUGUAGUUAAGAUUACCGUACAUGUGUUUAAUAUUAGGUUAAUAUUAUUGUCAAAUAAUCUUACUGUAAAUAUUUAGAAUCUAUUUAUAAUUGUCAGGAACCCAGUGUGCGACAUCUACUCAUCAGUACUAAACCAUUUAGAGUCAAGACCAAAAUUAUUCAUACUCUAGCAAAAUGUUGUGUUAAAGGUCCCAUGCCACACCCAUUUAUUUAUUUUAUAUAAUCUUUGUCUUUGUAUCGGGUUUGCGAGAUCAUUUGUGCUGGAAAUGCACAGGAUGCCGUUUUAGAAGUUAUUCUCGUUGGUCCAAAAUGGCUGGCAGAUGAGACGGCUGGAUUUCUCUAAAAUACUAUUUGCAGGGGAUAAGGAUUAAGGAUUGCAAUUAAUUAAACAAAAUAUAUAUUAGUUUAACAAUGAUUGAAUAAGUGGACAUAAACCCCGAAUAAGCAUUUUUGUGAUUGGCAAAAAUGCUUAUUCCCCCCGCCCCCAUAAUAAAAAGAAAAGAAAAACAAAACAAAUGUAAACAUUGGAAAAGAAUUGUGGGCUGGGGGGAAUCUUCAGAUCCAUGAUAUACAGGGGUCCACUGUGUUCAAUAUGUAAAUAAAAUUUGCUCCGAAUUGGAUCGCCGUUCAUGCUAGCUCUGUCCAAAUGUGCUGCUGAUGUGAUGUAGUUAAAUAUUACUGUUGGAGUAUGAGUACUUGCGACUGGUGGAGAGAUGCCCACCUUUCCACCAGCUGUAACCUAUGCAAUGUUUACGAAGUCAUCCUCCCACGAAAUGUGCUCGAACGCAGCGCAGUUGUGGUUCCGAAAUGCUGAGGAAUUUCUCCCGAAAUAAACUGAAGCCAUUUAAUCGUCAGCUCUUCUGAGGUUGGUUGGUCAUGCGAAGAUAUGUGCCUCUUUCUCGUACAGUUUCUAGUGAAAAUACUGUACCAAUUCACCCAGUAAAACUUCAUUUUAUUUCAAAAUUUAGCCAGGGUAUGAAUAAUUUUGCUGUGUAUUUUAUCAUAGGCCCUCGGGGGACCAAUUCGGAUGGUCAUUUAUUUUUCAAACUUUAUUUUGGAAUUUUAAAGCUUUUGUAAAGCUCUUGAUGGGUAUUUCCAUGUGCAUGCACACGCACACGGUGCAACCCCAUCACAUUACUGAUCACAGCACACGCACUCCAUUAGUUACACACUGAAUCAGUGGGCAGCUUUCCGUGUGCCGGGUUUUUGUGUCUUGCUCAAGGCCUUACAGAGGAUUCAUCUGAACCAAACGUCCACAAACUGCCUCAUCCAUCAUCACUGAAGCAGCGUCAUUGUGUCAAGCCCCACAUAAGUCAGUCACAUCAUUAGAUAUGCCCGGUACGUAAAUACUGGCAAGCGGAACAAUAGCCACAUCUCUCAGCCUACUUAGUGGGGUUGUUCUAAUCAUUCGUGGCAUGACUACACACUCAAUGUAGGGGGGUCUUUAGAAAUUACAGCAUGUACAUGAGCAAAUGAGAGCGAGAAGAAACUGCUGGGCUUUUUUUUCGUCUCUUUCUCCUGGGAGCUGAUGAAACCUUGCGUCCUCGUAGAAAUAAUAGGAUUUGUCUUACAUGCAAUCUCUGGUAGCUAGCAUUAUGUCUGAAAGGAACAGUGUUUGGAGCCUAUAGGCCAGAGGUGCAGUAUCUCGGAUGCUUUACAGUAUGUACUGUACUGUUUUACAAAUACAUACACUGUAUAACUGUGCCAAAUGCCACAGCCAGCUGUGCUUCUAGAUUGUUUCUUUUUCGGGGACACGAUACAGCAAGGACACUGUAAGAGGCCACAAAAUGACUCUCAAAAGGAAUUUAUAACAAAUGAGGAUUUUUUUUUAUUUUAUUUAUUAUUUUUUUUAUUAUAAAUCAAGAGUUAUGCAGACUGAUACUUCCUUUGCAUGAGCCUGAAAAGUGAAGACUGAGUGUACAUUGCCACUGUUUUUUUUUUUUUUUUUUU
Phycodurus eques (leafy seadragon) is the source of this 4014-nucleotide messenger RNA. It is a transcript of the gene zmat3, whose product is annotated as zinc finger, matrin-type 3. The record is from RefSeq and is a predicted model, not a curated record. Gene Ontology annotation, molecular function: nucleic acid binding; zinc ion binding. Lineage: Eukaryota; Metazoa; Chordata; Actinopteri; Syngnathiformes; Syngnathidae.